Anoplopoma fimbria (sablefish) is the source of this 7009-nucleotide messenger RNA. It is a transcript of the gene zswim8, whose product is annotated as zinc finger, SWIM-type containing 8. Lineage: Eukaryota; Metazoa; Chordata; Actinopteri; Perciformes; Anoplopomatidae. Gene Ontology annotation, cellular component: Cul2-RING ubiquitin ligase complex. The record is from RefSeq and is a predicted model, not a curated record. Gene Ontology annotation, molecular function: zinc ion binding.
UUGGUCUGGUGACACCUCCACCCGAGCCGUGCCGUCUGAAGGACUGCAACCGGAAGCUGUAAUCAGCUGAUGGAGGAGGAGCCGCAAGCGAGGUGAGCCAUCUUCCCCCGGCAGAGUGAGACACGCUGAUAGAGUGAGACACGCUAACAGAGCCAGAGUGAGACACGCUAAUAGAGUGAGACACGCUAACAGAGCCAGAGUGAGACACGCUGAGAGCCAGCCUGGGUUACGGACACGGGGAGUCAUCUGGGAAUCCCGGAGUCAUCUGGAGACAGAGACGUUUACGAGACGCCGGACAGCCGGUGUCAGUCUGGAGGAAGACAUCUGAAGGAAGACAUCUGAAGGAAGACAUCUGGAGGAAGACAUCUGAAGGAAGACAUCUGGAGGAAGACAUCUGGAGGAAGACAUCUGGAGGAAGACAUCAGAGCCGACUGAGGAAUAUAUCAGCUCCCAACGUCAGAGAGGAGGUUCCUAUACUAAUACAAAGAAAGGCAAACAUUGAGCUGCGUAGAGCAGCUGAUUGGCUGAAAGCAGCACAACGUCGGGAUGAACAACUUCAUGACUUCCUAAAGACUUCACAUCAACACCAGCCGGCGUUGUGCAGCUCUGGUCUGUCUCAGCCUCACACCAGCAGGAAAAAGGAAAAGGCCUGAGAGUCGCAGUCGUCCGGACUCGGAAGCGGUUUAAAAAGUGGAUGUAAUGGAACUGAUGUUCGCCGAGUGGGAGGAUGGGGAGAGGUUCUCCUUCGAAGACUCGGACCGGUUCGAGGAAGACUCCCUGUGCUCCUUCAUCUCAGAGGCCGAGAGCCUCUGUCAGAACUGGAGGGGAUGGAGGAAGCAGUCCGCUGGACCCAACUCCCCGACUGUCAAGAUUAAAGACGGUCAGGUGAUUCCACUGGUGGAGUUGUCAGCGAAGCAGGUAGCGUUCCACAUCCCGUUUGAGGUGGUGGAAAAGGUCUACCCACCUGUCCCAGAACAGCUCCAGCUCCGCAUCGCCUACUGGAGCUUCCCCGAGAACGAGGAGGACAUCAGGUUAUAUUCCUGCCUGGCUAACGGGAGUCCGGAUGAAUUCCAACGUGGAGAGCAGCUGUACAGGAUCAGAGCUGUCAAAGACCCCCUGCAGAUCGGUUUCCAUCUCAGUGCUACCGUGGUGACCAGUCAGUCCGGUCAGUCCAAAGGGGCCUACAAUGUGGCGGUCAUGUUUGAUCGCUGCCGCAUCACUUCCUGCAGCUGCACCUGUGGCGCCGGGGCUAAAUGGUGCGCCCACGUGGUGGCUCUCUGCCUCUUCAGGAUCCACAAUGCAUCAGCAGUGUGUCUGAGGGCUCCGGUCUCUGAGUCUUUGUCCAGGCUGCAGAGGGACCAGCUCCAGAAGUUCGCCCAGUACCUCAUCAGUGAGCUGCCUCAGCAGAUCCUUCCCACAGCUCAGCGGCUGCUGGACGAGCUGCUGUCCUCUCAGUCUACUGCCAUCAACACUGUGUGUGGAGCUCCAGAUCCCACAGCAGGCCCUUCAGCUUCAGACCAGAGCACUUGGUAUUUGGACGAGUCGACCCUCAGCGACAACAUCAAAAAGACUCUGCACAAGUUCUGUGGGCCCUCACCUGUCGUCUUCAGUGAUGUGAACUCCAUGUACCUGUCAUCCACGGAGCCGCCAGCCGCCGCUGAAUGGGCGUGUCUGCUGCGGCCCCUGAGGGGCCGAGAGCCGGAGGGCAUCUGGAACCUCCUGUCUAUCGUCAGGGAGAUGUUCAAGAGACGAGACAGCAACGCCGCCCCGCUGCUGGAGAUUCUCACUGAACAGUGCCUCACCUAUGAACAGAUCAUCAGCUGGUGGUACAGCGUUCGGACCUCAGCGUCCCACAGCAGCGCCAGUGGCCACACGGGACGCAGCAACGGCCAGUCGGAGGUGGCGGCUCACGCCUGUGCCAGCAUGUGUGAUGAGAUGGUGGUGCUGUGGAGGCUGGCGGUGCUCGACCCCACUAUGAGCCCCUGCAGGCGUCUGGAACUAGCAGGCCAGCUGAAGCAGUGGCACCUGAAAGUUAUAGAGAUAGUGAAGCGGGGACAACAUCGCAAGUCCCUGGAUAAACUGUUCCAGGGCUUCAAGCCCGCUGUGGAGUCCUGCUAUUUCAACUGGGAGGUGGCCUACCCACUGGACGGCAUCACCUACUGCAGCGCUGAUAAGAAGAGCGCCACAUUCUGCUGGUCCAGGGCAGUGCAGCACCAGAGGGGGGUCAAAGCUGCUGCAGGGGCAGGCGGGGAGCCUCCUGAACCGGGGAGGGGGAGAGGUGAAGGCGGAGCUGGAGGAGAUUAUAAAGGAAGAGGUCACUCGUCCCAACAGGAGGUGGCAGUGCGACCCAAGGAGACCAUACUGACCAAGAGGAAAGGUCUGUCAGUGAGCGGAGGGGGAGGGAUGCUGGUCCGUCUGGGAGGGGGCGUCUCACUGUCCCUGGAAGACGGAGGAGGGAAGUGCAUGUACAAAGGGCCGGGCUCCUCCUCGGGCGGGAAGCUGAAACUGACACAGGGAGGCGGGAAGGGGGCAUCUGUAGGUGGUCCAGGAGGAAGUGGAGGGACAGGAGGUGGUAAGCAUGCUGGUGCCAAGCGGAGAACCAGCAGUGAAGACAGCUCCCUGGAGCCGGAUCUGGCCGAGCUCAGCCUGGACGAUGGUUGCAGUCUGGCUCUCGCGGAGGCCAGCAACACCUUUGAGUUUCUCCCCCCGCCACCCGAGAUGCUGCCCUCCCCGAGCCCGCUGCUCCGAGACUCCCGUAAGUACAGCAACAGCAACGGGGGGGGCAAAAUGUUUGAGGCGAAGCGUGUCAGCCAUGCCUCAACUGCACUUCCUGCUGCAGAGCCUGCUCCACCACACACAGUGCUGGUUGUUAUGGACAUGCCCAGCGCUGCAGAGAAGGAAGCGGAGCCGGAGGUGACGCCUGCCCAGAACAAAGAUGAAGAUGUAGACUCGGCUGGCAGUAACCAACCUUCCACCUCAACCACCACGGUAAAAUCAGGCACCACUCAACCGUCUGUCAAGCCACUGAGGGCCCGCAGAGAGGCGUCCUCUGGUGGAGCAGUAGCAGGGAGCGGGGCAGCAGCUGCAGGAGGACUGGUCAACCAAGGAGCGGAGGCAGCGAGUGGAGCUGCAGGAGGAGAAGCUGUGGGUGAGGACGACUAUCAAGCGUACUACCUGAGUGCUGCCUCAGAGGAGGGAGCAGAUAGACAGCUGGCUGAAAACCACCAGGAGGAGGAGCCAGACAUCUUUGCAGGGAUGAAUCCUCUGGAGCAGGAGGAGCACAUGGAGGUGCUGUUUGCGUGUGCCGAGGCCCUCCAUGCUCAUGGUUACAGUAAUGAGGCGUGCCGGCUGGCCGUGGAGCUGGCCAGAGACCUGUUAGCCAACCCUCCAGACCUGAAAGUGGAGCAGCCACAGACUAAAGGUAAGAAGAGCAAGGUGUCAACCAGCCGUCAGACGCAGGUGGCCACUAACACGCUGUCAAAGGCCGCCUUCCUCCUCACUGUUCUCAGUGAACGACUGGAGCUCCACAACCUGGCCUUCAGCACCGGCAUGUUCUCCCUGGAACUCCAGAGACCACCGGCAUCUACCAAAGCUCUGGAGGUGAAGCUGGCCUACCAGGAGUCGGAGGUGGUGUCUCUGCUGAAGAAGAUUCCUCUGGGCCUGGUGGAGAUGUCGGCCAUCAGAGAGAGAGGAGAGCAGCUCCGAGACGGAAACUUCUGUGAUUACAGACCUGUGCUGCCUCUCAUGUUGGCCAGCUUCAUCUUCGAUGUGCUGUGCACCCCAGUUGUGUCCCCAACGGUCCGUCCGCCAAGCCGCAACCGUAACAACGAGAUGCCCGGUGAUGAGGAGCUGGGCUUUGAGGCUGCCGUUGCUGCUCUUGGUAUGAAGACCACAGUAAGUGAGGCGGAGCAUCCUCUGCUUUGUGAAGGAACCAGACGGGUGAAAGGGGACCUGGCUCUGGCUCUCAUGAUCACCUAUAAGGACGACCAGAGUAAACUCAAGAAGAUACUGGAUAAAUUAUUGGACAGGGAGAGUCAGACCCACAAGCCCCAGACUCUGAGCUCCUUCUACUCCAGCAAGCCGGCAGCUGGCAGCCAGCGCAGCCCGUCCAAGCACACUGCUGCCGGCCACGGCGGGGCCGCGGGGGGAGUCUCCAAACACGCGCCUGCGUCUUCGUCGGCGACCGCCAUCGCCACCUCUUCUUCCGGCUCUCCCUCUGCCGCAGCAGUGGCGGGUGAAGAGGCAGCUCAUCAGGCCGAUCUGAACACAGUGCAGAACAACAGUACAGCAGGAGAGAGCACUGCUGAGACCAGGGAGCACGUGUCAGAUGGGCCUCCUUUAUCGAGUGACCAGCAGAAUGAAACGGCUCCUUUCAAGCUGGAGGCCACGGUGCCCAGUCGGCUGGCACUGGGGGCACGCUGUGGCUACAACCAGCGCUGCUGGGGCUCUCCUGUCCGGCAGAAGAAGAAACACACCGGCAUGGCGAGCAUCGACAGCAGCGCUCCGGAGACCACCUCGGACAGCUCGCCCACUCUCAGCCGCCGGCCGCUCCGGGGAGGCUGGGCAGCCACAUCUUGGGGGCGGGGCCAGGACAGCGACAGCAUCAGCAGCUCUUCGUCUGAUUCGCUGGGCUCCUCCUCCUCAAGCGGCUCUCGCAGGGCAGGGGGCGGGGCCAGGGCCAAGAGCACCGACACCAGCAGGUACAAAGGGCGACGACCGGAGUGCCAUGCCCCCCACGUGCCCAACCAGCCAUCGGAGGCAGCAGCCCAUUUUUACUUCGAGCUGGCCAAGACAGUGCUGAUCAAAGCCGGAGGAAACUCCUCCACCUCCAUCUUCACCCAGCCCUCAGCCAGCGGGGGCCACCAGGGACCCCACAGAAACCUGCACCUGUGUGCCUUUGAAAUCGGCCUGUACGCUCUUGGCCUCCACAACUUUGUCUCGCCCAACUGGCUGUCCAGGACCUACUCCUCCCAUGUGUCCUGGAUCACUGGCCAGGCCAUGGAGAUCGGCAGCGCCGCCCUCAACAUUUUGGUGGAGUGUUGGGACGGCCACCUCACCCCUCCAGAGGUGGCGUCCCUCGCCGACCGAGCAUCGCGGGCCCGGGACCCCAACAUGGUUCGGGCGGCAGCGGAGCUGGCCCUGAGCUGCCUGCCUCACGCCCAUGCCCUCAAUCCUAAUGAAAUCCAGAGAGCCCUGGUGCAGUGCAAAGAGCAGGACAACUUGAUGCUGGAGAAGGCCUGCAUGGCAGUAGAGGAAGCGGCCAAGGGCGGAGGAGUGUACCCCGAGGUUCUGUUUGAGGUGGCUCACCAGUGGUACUGGCUGUACGAGCAGUCUGUGGGUGGGGGCUCAGGCCAGCAGCGGGAGACCUCCGGGCGCUGCGGGGCCAACGGGGGCUCGGGCAGGAGGCCCCCGGAGACCAGCUGCGUUGUCCUCGACGCCGGCGCCAACAUGGAUUCGGUGGGGGUGGCGACGGUCACGGCCUCGGUCACCACAGCGGCCGUCGUGCCCGUCAUCUCUGUGGGCUCCACCAUCUAUCAGUCCCACGCCAUGCCGGGGCAGGCCAUGGCUCACCCCCACAGCCAGGGCCUCCACCCCUACACCACCAUUCAGGCCCACCUCCCCACCGUCUGCACCCCCCAGUACCUGGGACACCCUCUGCAGCACGUCCCCCGGCCCACCGUCUUCCCUGUAGCUGGGGCUGCAUAUCCACAGGGAAUGCACCCAGCCUUCAUUGGGGCCCAGUAUCCGUUCGCCAUGGCCACUGUCCCGCAGCCUCCGAUGACAGCCACGGCUGUGACCUUCCCCGGUGUCCCCGUACCGUCCAUGACUCAGAUCGCCGUCCACCCGUACCACGCUGAGACGGGCCUGCCCCUCAGCACCACCGUAGCAGUAGGCAGCGUCCACUCUGGCCCCACCAUCCAGGCCAUACAGGGGACGGCCAUGCCCUCCCUCUCCUCCCAGCCCGGCUCAUUGGUCAGCACUCCUUUCCCAGCAGAGGACGAGCAGCAUAGUCAGCCAAUCAGCCAGCAGGGCCUGCACUACCUGCAUUCUGCCUACAGAGUUGGCAUGCUGGCAUUGGAGAUGCUGGGCAGGAGGGCUCACAAUGACCACCCCAACAACUUCUCCAGGAGCCCGCCUUACACCGAGGACGUCAAAUGGCUGCUGGGACUGGCUGCGAGGCUAGGAGUCAACUACGUGUACCAGUUCUGUGUCGGAGCAGCAAAAGGCGUCCUCAGUCCGUUCGUCCUGCAGGAGAUCAUCAUGGAGGCUCUGCAGAGGCUGAACCCCGCCCACAUCCACGCCCACCUCCGAACGCCUGCGUUCCACCAGCUCGUCCAGCGCUGCCAACAGGCCUACCUGCAGUACAUCCACCACCGGCUCAUCCACCUGACGCCGGCCGACUACGACGACUUUGUCAACAUCAUCCGCAGCGCGCGCGGCGCUUUCUGCCUGACGCCCGUGGGCAUGAUGCAGUUCAACGAUGUGCUGCAGAACCUGAAGAGAGGCAAGCAGACCAAGGAGCUGUGGCAGCGCAUCUCCCUAGAGAUGGCCACCUUCUCCCCCUGAGCAGCAAGCCCCCGGGGGAGAGCGUGCUGGGCAGGGGCCCCUGAGGAGCCCCAUCCAGCCUCCAGCACUGCUACUGCCACUGGCCGCGUUCACGCCGUCUGGUUCUGUUGGGGUCCACGCUCUCCACUAUGUGGACUCAAACGAACACAGCACACAGGCAGCACAAUCAGCUCCCCCCCCGACCCACAGAGACUUGUUAUGUGUGUUGGUCCACCCAGAGCUCAGAGGAGGAGCCGGUGUCACUGACUCCUCCCUUCCCGUUUUAUCAUGGUUCAUGUUUGUGUAACUGUGGAAAUUAAAGUGUACUCCUUCCUUUCUUCAUCUUACUCGUCUCUUCCAUUCCCCGAAACUGAGGACACUAUCGGGGAACUCUCACCCUCCAUCCUCUCAAGUAUUUUUGUUUUGUUUUGUUUUAAAUGAAGCCGCCGUGUUUGGGUCAUUU